AUGAUGGCAUUUCGCAGCCGAAUGAGAAAGCCAGACGAAGACAUCCAAGUAUUCGCCUACAAUUUAGAAGCGCUAUUAAGACGCGCGAUGCCAAACAUCGAGAAGGGCGACAGAGAAACACUUCUCAAGCAACAAUUUGUCGAAGGAGUAUCUAUAGAACUAAAGAGACAAUUAUUACAACGACCGACCCUCUCGUACGAGGAGACAGUUACGGCGGGGCAACAGCUGGAUUUAGCGGCUCAGAUUUCAUCGAGUCAAUCGGUUAACGAAGUGAAUACGAGCGGUGGCACGAAUCAAACGGUAGUAGAGUCGCCCUUGGUUAUGCAAUUGAUGGAAAGUGUAGAUAUUCUUACGAGGAAGGUUAGUGAAUUAUCUCAAUCUGUUGCUAACGUAAACGCAGCGUCUGUGCGAAAUUCCCCCGCGGGGCGCCGGGGCCCUUGUUAUCAAUGUGGGCGAAUGGGUCACAUCGCCAGCGAAUGUAGGAGUACGUCCGGGAACGGGCGACGAAUGAAUUAUCGACAGCGCCAAACUGAAAAUUACUGCUUUGUUUGUGGACAGAUGGGACAUUUCGCGCGGGAAUGCCAGUUUCGAUUCCAGUCCUCCAUUAAUAGCCAACCACGUCAGGGAAACGACCAGGGGCCGACCCGUUUCUAGGCCGGGGGUCAGCCCAGGAUAAUGCGGCCUUGCCCAUAAACUGUGUUCAGCCCACGGCAGUCUUCGUAAAGGCACGAUUGGGCGACCAUGAGCGAAAAUGUUUAGUGGACACAGGUGCAACGGUGUCGUUAGUCAGCAGAGAAUUUAUUAGUGGACCCUUAAAGCCAUGUUCUUUGAGGGCAAGAGGGAUUGGCGGGGAGGACCUACAUGUGUUGGGAUCAACGGACUUGCAUGUUUGCCUUGGGAUGUCGAAGGUCUCCCAUCAGUUUCUGGUCGUGGGUAUGAGAAACACUUGCAUUUUGGGGGCCGAUUUCUUAAAAUCGGGGGGAAUGGUUGUGGACAUAGCGAACUCGAAGCUUUCGUGGAAGACAGGGGAAGCAGAAUUAAUCGUUGAGACAACUUCCCCAACUGUGAACAAGCUAAGUGUUCUGCUCGAAAGUUAUUCAGACAUUUUUGUAAACGGGCCGAGCGAUCCCUUAGGCUUAACUACCAGGGCGGAACACGCGAUUGAUACAGGGGAUAGUCGCCCAGUGAAGCAAAGGCCCUAUCGGAUUCCCGUUCAUCUCAACAAAGUGGUGAACAAUCAGGUAAAUGAUAUGUUAGACAGAGGUUUAAUUCAACCUAGUAACAGUCCUUGGUCCUCGCCCAUCGUGCUAGCUCCGAAGAAAGACGGUGAUUACCGGUUUUGCGUUGACUUUCGACGUGUUAACUCCGUAACAAAGAAGGACGCUCAGCCAAUGCCCCGUAUCGACGACAUUCUAGACCAGUUGGGGGUGCACAUUACUUCAGUACCCUAGAUCUCGCUUCCGGGUAUUGGCAGGUACCGUUAAGAGAGGAAGAUAGGGAGAAGACUGCAUUUUCGGUGGGAGUAGACCACUACGAAUUCACGGUGAUGCCUUUCGGUUUAACCAACGCUUCCGCCACGUUUCAGCGCAUGAUGGGGAACGUCUUGAAGGGGAUAAAGGGGUGCCUUGUUUUCAUCGACGACAUAAUCAUCUUUUCCGAGACGUGGGAGGAACACCAGCUAAUUUUGAAAGAAGUAUUUAGUCGUAUUCGCGCUGCUGGGUUGAAAGUAAAGCGGGAAAAGUGCCAGUUCGCGCAAGAGUCAGUUAAGUUUCUUGGGCAUAUCGUAUCGGCGCGAGGGACCGAGCCUGACCCAUCGAAGGUUGAGGCGGUGCGAGACUUUGCAACCCCAUCUUCCCUUACCGAGGUUCGUGCAUUCAUCGGUAUGGCAUCUUACUAUCGAAGAUUUAUAAAGAAUUUCGCGGACAUCGCUACGCCCCUGCAUGACAUGACUAAAGGUAGUCAGCCAGAGUUCAACUGGACGCCGUUAGCGGACAAGUCGUUCAAUGAGCUUAAGAACCGUCUGUGUACAGCACCAAUCCUAUCGUUGCCGGACUUUUCAGUUCCUUUCAUUAUAUAUACGGAUGCCAGCGAUUACGGACUCGGUGCCGUCUUGUCGCAACGAAUAGGUGAACAUGAAUGUGUGAUCGCGUACGCCAGUCGAACACUGACGCCAGCAGAAAGAAAUUACUCGACGACAGAGAAAGAGUGUUUGGCCAUCGUAUGGACAGUGAACUAUUGGCGGCCAUAUUUGCUCGGUAAAGCGUUCGACAUUGUAACGGACCAUCAGAGUUUGACAUGGUUGCAGGGGCUAAAGGAACCUAAAGGCCGUCUUGCUCGGUGGAUACUCGCUUUGCAGGAGUACGAGUUCGAAAUUAAACAUCGGCCGGGGAAACAGCACGACAACGCAGAUACACUUUCCAGGUUCCCUCGAGUGUCACCCGCUCUUGUGCCGGAUUGGAGCCCCGAUGAGGACCUGAUGGUCGGAGUAGCAGCCACGGAAGUGAAUGCAUCGUGGCCGAAGGAAGAGAUAAUCAAGGCGCAACAGGACGAUCCAAGCAUUUUCUUGGUAGUGCAGAAGCUACGUUGUACUAACACAGCACCAAAGAAAGACGAGGAUGGUUGGAAUGAUAACGGAGAGCAACGUCGCUACAGGCAGUUAUGGCCGCAAAUGGAGAUGAGAAACGGUAUCCUACAUCGUCGCGUGGAUAAGGGCACACCCACGGAGCGGUUGGUGUGGGUGGUCCCACGUAGAAUGCGUCCCGACCUUUUAAAGCUUUCCCAUAACGACCCUUGCUCCGGGCAUAUGGGAGUUAAUCGUUGCCUUGAGCGUCUGCAACAACAAUAUUACUGGCCUGGAAUGGCCUCAGAAGUGCAACUGUGGGUCGCAGAAUGUGAAAUGUGCGACCGCCGCAAGUCUCCAGUGUCGCCCCGUAAAUCACCUAUGAAAAGCAUAGAGGUUGGUCACCCAAUGGAAUUAUGGGCAAUGGAUAUCUUGGGCCCACUUCCUCUAACUGCACGGGGAAAUCAAUACAUCUUGGUGAUGUCUGACCACUUUACCAAGUGGGUAGAGGCGGUGCCGCUAGCCAACCAAAGAGCCGAUACCGUAGCGAAAGCGUUUGUUGACGAAGUUGUGACUCGACACGGUGUUCCUCGUAAAAUUCUAACAGAUCAAGGGAGGAACUUUGAAGCAGAGCUCAUGCGGCAGGUGUUCCAUCUUCUUGGGGUGGAAAAAUUGCGAACUUCGCCGUAUCACCCACAAACUGAUGGGCAGGUCGAAAGGUUAAACUUAAAAGCUUAAAAGUUCCAUCAGUUAAGACUACGCAAGCAAAAUCCAAAAUUUCCUUCAGUGGUGCAAGUUUAUUUAAUUCCCUACCUUCCGAAUUAAAAGAUAUUGAAAAUCAUUCAAUUUAUUCCUAUAAAAAGAAGCUCAAAACCUACUUUAUUCAAUUGAAUUAUGAAGUAGAUCACGUUAAUAAAUUCCGCUGCAUCGAUUGUAAGCAUAUUACUCAUUGUCAAUGUUACUCUCAAUAGGAUUUUCUUUUUAUAUAUUACUAUUAGAUAUCGAGGGCCAUUGGGAAGAAUACUAUAUUAAGUAAUCAGUGUAAUCCCUCAUUAAAUAAAGUUUUAUUAUUAUUAUUAUUAUUAUUAUUAUUAAACCGGACCUUGAAGGGGAUCCUCACAGCGUAUGUAAAUAAAGACCACACUGAUUGGAACGUUCAUUUACCUCUCGCCUUGUUCGCAUACCGCAACAGCGUACAUUCAUCGUCAGGAGUUUCACCGUUUAGAGUGGUUUAUGGUCGUGAAGCCAGCACACCGUUAGUGCUGAUGGGCACCCAGACAGAGGCAAAGGAACAGUUUAUCUCAAACUACUGCGAUGAGUUAGAGAAGUCCCUGAAGGACGUGCAACGCUUUGUGAAAGAAAAGAUUAGUGAGGCACAGAGGAAGCAGAAAAAGGGAUACGAUGAUCGCAACAACAUUGACAAAAGCACGCCAUUUAAGGUGGGAGAUCGGGUUUGGCUCAACGACACAGCGGUUCCAAAAGGGCUUAGUCGAAAGUUCCACCUACAGUGGUCCGAGCCUUACAUGGUCCUACACCGUCUUGGUGGCACAAAUUACCACAUUAAGCCCGAAUCAGGAAAUCUAAAGUGGUCCACCGCAAUCGUCUGA
This is a messenger RNA of Paramuricea clavata, 4167 nucleotides long. The record is from the annotation of a GenBank genome assembly. Lineage: Eukaryota; Metazoa; Cnidaria; Anthozoa; Malacalcyonacea; Plexauridae.